AUGCCAUUGCUCGAUCGAGAAAUUAUCAGACGACGACAGGUUGGUGGUGAAACUGUGGAUAUGUCGCCAGAUGAAAUAGACAAAUUGCGAAGGAUAACUCUACCAGGUUUUUACUUGUUUUUUAACGGAAGUUUGCCAUUAUUAUUUUAUCAAAUAUCUAUGAAAUAUUUUGAGGAAGUUCUGGGAUCCACGUUGAUGUAUCGUACACUCUACGAGGUAUGUAUGAAGCAAAAGAAAAUGAUGAUUUGUCGCUAUACACAAAAAGCAAAUGAGGAGAUAAGCUCGAAAUUUCGCUACGCUGGUUUCCACUUGGUCUAUUUACCAUAUGCAGAAGACAAGCGCGAUCUCAGUGAGCAAAUGACUCAUCCAGACGGCGAAUGGCCAAAAGCAUCCAAAGAACAAAUUGAAGCGGCCCGAGGUUUUGUGAAAAAGCUAACUGCCAGCUAUUUUCCAGAAAAAUUUUGCAAUCCUGUUCUGCAGAAACACUAUAAAGUGAUCGAGGCGUUGGCACUGGAUUAUGCAGAAAUGCCGGAAGUGAAAGAUCAGAUCCAGCCAUAUUUUGUACACGAUGUAUUCCGGAAAAGAGUGGAAAAAGAGUUAGACAGCUAUCGAACUGCUACGCUCUCUGAUGAUUAUAAUCCGGAAGAAAAGAAAAAGAAGGAAACGAAAACCAAAAGAACGGAUGACUCAAGUAGGAGUUCGAAAAUACUUUAA
Molecule: messenger RNA, 714 nt
Organism: Gongylonema pulchrum
Lineage: Eukaryota; Metazoa; Nematoda; Chromadorea; Rhabditida; Gongylonematidae
Source: the annotation of a GenBank genome assembly